AUGAAGGAACCGGAUGCCAUCAAGCUGUUUGUGGGGCAGAUACCGAGGCAUCUGGAGGAAAAGGACCUGAAACCCAUCUUCGAACAGUUUGGUCGGAUCUUCGAGCUGACUGUCAUCAAGGACAAGUACACCGGGCUGCACAAGGGAUGUGCCUUCCUGACAUACUGUGCCCGCGAUUCAGCCCUGAAGGCCCAGAGCGCCCUGCACGAACAGAAGACGCUUCCAGGGAUGAACAGGCCGAUCCAGGUCAAGCCAGCCGACAGCGAGAGCCGAGGAGGUAGGUUCUGCCCUGAACCUGCCCCUCCUCCUGUGCCCUACCCGCCAGAAGACCGGAAGCUCUUUGUGGGGAUGCUAGGGAAGCAGCAGACAGAUGAGGACGUCCGGAAGAUGUUCGAGCCUUUCGGGACCAUAGACGAGUGCACUGUGCUCCGGGGCCCAGACGGCACCAGCAAAGGCUGCGCCUUCGUGAAGUUCCAGACCCACGCCGAGGCCCAGGCAGCCAUCAACACCCUUCACAGCAGCCGGACCCUGCCGGGUGCCUCGUCCAGCCUGGUGGUGAAGUUUGCUGACACGGAGAAGGAGCGAGGUCUCCGCCGAAUGCAGCAGGUGGCCACCCAGCUGGGCAUGUUCAGCCCCAUCGCCCUCCAGUUCGGAGCCUACAGCGCCUACACCCAGGCCCUGAUGCAGCAGCAGGCGGCCCUGGUAGCGGCUCACAGUGCCUACCUCAGCCCCAUGGCCACCAUGGCGGCCGUGCAGAUGCAGCACAUGGCCGCCAUCAAUGCCAAUGGCCUCAUCGCCACCCCCAUCACCCCGUCCUCAGGAACCAGCACCCCUCCUGCCAUCGCUGCCACGCCCGUCUCUGCAAUCCCUGCUGCCCUGGGCGUCAACGGCUACAGCCCGGUGCCCACCCAGCCCACUGGGCAGCCUGCCCCUGAUGCUCUGUAUCCCAACGGGGUUCACCCCUACCCAGCCCAGAGCCCCGCGGCCCCCGUGGACCCCCUGCAGCAGGCCUACGCGGGGAUGCAGCACUAUACAGGGCCAGCCUACCCGGCAGCCUACAGCCUGGUGGCGCCCGCGUUCCCACAGCCUCCUGCCCUGGUGCAGCAGCAGCAACGGGAAGGCCCUGAUGGCUGCAACAUCUUCAUCUACCACCUGCCCCAGGAGUUCACCGACUCAGAGAUCCUCCAGAUGUUUGUCCCCUUUGGCCACGUCAUCUCAGCCAAAGUCUUUGUUGACCGGGCCACCAAUCAGAGCAAGUGUUUUGGCUUUGUGAGUUUCGACAAUCCAGCCAGUGCCCAGGCUGCCAUCCAGGCCAUGAACGGUUUCCAGAUUGGCAUGAAGCGCCUCAAAGUCCAGCUAAAGCGGCCUAAGGAUGCCAACCGGCCCUACUGA
Molecule: messenger RNA, 1392 nt
Organism: Balaenoptera ricei (Rice's whale)
Lineage: Eukaryota; Metazoa; Chordata; Mammalia; Artiodactyla; Balaenopteridae
Gene: CELF3
Product: CUGBP Elav-like family member 3
Exons: 14
Coding region: 1-1392 (463 amino acids)
Biological process (GO): regulation of alternative mRNA splicing, via spliceosome; mRNA splice site recognition
Cellular component (GO): ribonucleoprotein complex; nucleus; cytoplasm
Molecular function (GO): mRNA binding
Source: RefSeq, a predicted model, not a curated record